AUGCUCAACUUGCCUUGGAAAAUCUAUCUCUGCAUCUUGGUUUUGAGAACGAUUGAAGGAGAUCUUCAGAAUCUUCAGAUUGUUGCAGCAGAAGCUUAUUCAGCUGCAGAAGAAACACAGGCUAAAGAUGCUUCACCAGCCCCUCAGUUUGGUGGCUGGCAUUUAGCAAGCCCUUCUCUGUCUCCUGAAUUGAAAAAAACUAUUGGCAUUUCGGAGACUGAACAGGUCAACAGACACUUAUUGCUUCGAAGGAAGCGAUCCGUUUUGUUUCCCGGAGUUAAGAUCUGCCCUGAUGAAUCUGUUGAGCAGGCUAUUGCCAACCAUCUGAAAUACUUCAGGCUCAGAGUGUGUCAGGAAACAGUCUGGGAGGUCUUCAAGACAUUCUGGGACAGACUGCCAGAGCGUGAAGAGUAUCAUACCUGGAUGAACCUAUGUGAAGAAGGAACAAUGAGUAUCCUUGAAAUAGGCACAAACUUCAGUCAAUCAGAAGAGCACCGGAGUCUGAUCAUGAAGAAACUGUCCUAUACAAAGGAAGCGAUGGGUGGCUCCUGCAGUGAUUGGUCAUGUGGUACUGGGACUCCAACUCCAGCUUCAACUAUUGAUGUUACCACAUGGAGAGAUGCAGCUGCCAACGUUCCUCCCCCUCAUGGGGUCUCCAUUGAGAGUCCUUCGGGCAGUACCGUCCGUGAGAUCCAAGACACAGACACUGCUACCAAUAAUGAGAUAAAGAAGGAGGAUGAGCAGCUACUGAAACCUGUAACUGAGCAGAUCAUUGAGUUCAGCAUCAUGAUCGUUGGAGAGAAGUACAGUGAGGAGCUGAGUGACCCAGCCACCGUGAAAUAUCAGCUGCUCUCCGAACAAUUCAUUGCACAGAUCCAAAAGGCAUUUGAAGGAUUACCUGGAUACAAAAACAUCCAUGUACUGGAAUACAGCUCUCCUGAGGAGGACAGUGGGGUGGAAGUCCACUAUGCUGUUACAUUUGAUGGAAAAGCCAUCAGCAAUGCCACCUGGGACCUGAUUAACCUUCAUUCCAACAAGGUGGAGGACAACUCCUUUAUGGGCAUAGAGGAUAAUCCAACAGUUGUUUAUACCAUCAGUGAUUUCCAAGAUUAUAUUGCUGAAAUUCUCCAGAAAAAUGCCUUGCUUGAAAACACUUCCUUGAUUUUGGACCCUAACUCUCUCCAACUUAUUAACGUGAAAGAAACUGUACAGCCUGCAGCAGAAGACCCAUCCUGGAUUACUGAGCAUCCCGUUGUGCUGGAGCGCCCAGAGUCUGAUGAUAGCACCUUUGUAGCUGAAUGGCCUUCAGCGGAUGAAUCAACGGCCAGCAAUACCUUGCCAUUCGACUUCACCAAACCAGAUUUCACUUUAGGUAGUGAACAGUCCAAUGACAAUGAAAUCCGGCCAAGGCCUGAAAAUCUGGACUCCGAGGUCAGCUUGACACCUGAAGCUCCACUCUCCCCAGAGGCUGACGUCACUUCUUUGCCUGGUGGCCUGAAUUUAGAGGAAGGGAAUCGGACUCCCCGUUUGGUCGCCCCAUCAGUAUUAGGGCACGAUUCUGUGGACUCUCUGGAAUGGUUUUCAGUCCCCAGUUCUUUAGAUGGGUUUGACGAUGCUGGACUAGCUGAAGACUUUCUUCUGCCUUCAAGUGUCCCUCCUUACCUCAUGCCAAAGAAACCUUCAUCCACAGAUGAUCAUGUAGUUCCUCUGCUUUCUGCACCAACAUCAGCCUCUUCAUCAGUCACAGAGACUGAUACUAAAGGAACGGUAUCUGCUGAGAAGAAAGAAGUAGCUAGGGGUAGCGCUGCAGAGAGUAGUAAUGCAGACUCUGUGUCGCACGAGUCCGUGAAAGAAGUUCCUUUUCCCUUAGAAGCAGACCCUGCGGAAGGUGAAACUGAUAUAUACCUUGGAGAUAGAAUUAUAAAUGAAGAUGGGUCUGGUUCAGCUUUUGAUGGAUCGGGAAAAGAAAUGGAAUCCAAUAUUUGGCCCUGGGGAGCAGCAACACUGGAACCAGUUUUCUACCCUGGUCCUGAUAGCUGGCUUGCUGAUGACAAUGAGUCUCUGUUAAUCAGAACUGAGGAUAUUCCUGAAGGCCUGAUCUUAGACUAUAUCCUUAACUCUAGGAAGAAAUUAGAGGAAGAUCCUUCUGCAGACGAGAAUGAAGGUAUGACCAAUACCAAUAUAAGAGAAGACUUCCUGGAUGAGUCUGAAAUAUUUGUCUUUCCAGAAACUACAACUCAGCCUGCACCUCUGUUACAGACCGAAGAGCCAUCAUCUGUGGAACCAUCUACACAGAUGGAAACAGCAGCCAUGUAUGAUCUUUCUUUGGUUAAACCAUCCCUUUUUUUGGAGCCUUCAGUGGAUUAUUCCUCUGUAGACAUGCCAACUGGAGAGGACCCUGUCUCACCACAGGAUACAGAUAUGUCUGUAGAAGAUAAUUUUCUUACAUCCACAGGGACCCUCAGUGUGGAACAACCUGAAGAGUUCAGUGUGGGUCGGAAGAUCAUUUCUGAAGCAGCUGAACACCAAAACGAGGACAGGUCAAUGGCAGAAGAAUUAUCCACAGGUGGGCAGUUGGAUGUAGCUGAAGCUGUUACAACAGGCCACUUGGACACAAGCUCUUCAGAAACUAUUUUGGCCAUGGAUCCUUUCACAGUACGUGCUGACACUUCCACAAAAGAGCAGCAAACCCUAGAUUCACCCUUGACAGGCCAAGAAGCUACUGGAUCAGUGAUGAAGAAACCAGAUGAUAUUUGGCCUACUGACAGAGCACUGGAGAAGACAUCAGAUCACAAAGUGCAAUCAGCAAUACCAACUGUACCUCAGCUUUCUACUGUAGUUCCUUCUGUAAUAGAUCAGACCACUGUUUUAGAGGACUUCGCUGGACAGGGUGAUACGGACCACGACACCUAUGUUUCCAGUAGCAUUAGCACUGUUAUGAACUCGCAUGUAACAGUGAGAGUAACAACAGAUACUGUAGCGCUUCCAUCCCAUUUCGCUCCUACGGGAUCCACAGUAUCGCUGUCUUUGGCUACCUCAACAAAGCUGGAAGAUGAAACAACAGUCUUGGAUAUUUCAGUGGAGCUGGAUCAUGUGAGCACUGUCCACUCUUCUCCUGAGCUGAGUGAGGAGGGAAGGGGCAUGACUGAGAGUCACGUAGAGCUAACAACAAAUGUCCAAUCCACAGAGAUGGCCAGCGUGGCCUGGCCCACUCAUGAAAAUCGCAACAGUACUCCUGUCCCAUCACGAGCUCUAGUGGUGUUCUUCAGUCUUCGAGUUACCAACAUGAUGUUUUCAGAGGACCUGUUCAAUAAAAAUUCUCCUGAAUAUAAAGCAUUAGAGCAACGAUUCUUGGAACUGCUUGUUCCCUACCUUCAGUCAAAUCUGACAGGCUUCCAGAAUCUGGAAAUCCUGAACUUCAGAAAUGGCAGCAUUGUGGUGAACAGCCGAAUGAAAUUUGCCAAACCUGUGCCUCGGAACGUCACCAAUGCCGUGUACUUGAUUCUGGAAGACUUCUGCAACACUGCCUAUCACACCAUGAACCUGGCCAUCGAUAAGUACUCUCUGGAUGUGGAAUCGGGCGAUCAAGCAGAUCCUUGCAAAUUCCAGGCCUGUAACGAGUUCUCCGAAUGCUUAGUAAAUCGCUGGAGCGGGGAAGCAGAGUGCGUCUGCUAUCCUGGCUACCUAAGUAUUGACGGGUUGCCGUGCAACAGCAUUUGUGAUCUGCAACCCAACUUCUGCUUGAACGAUGGGAAGUGUGACAUAAGCCCUGGGCAAGGGGCCAUAUGCAGGUGUCGUGUAGGAGAGAACUGGUGGUACAGGGGGGAGCACUGUGAAGAGUAUGUGUCUGAGCCACUUGUCGUGGGUAUUGCAAUUGCUUCGGUGGCAGGAUUCCUUCUUGUUGCGUCUGCUGUGAUCUUCUUUCUGGCCAGGACCCUUCGAGACCAGUACACGAAGAGUGACACCGAGGACUCACUGGGGCAGGGUGACAGCCUCUCGUCCAUUGAGAAUGCAGUUAAAUACAACCCCAUGUAUGAAAGCGACACCACUGGCUACAGCCACUAUUACCGGAGAUACCCCCAGCUGACAUCCUACAGUUCGACUAGCGCAGAGACAUCCGCGGAGUACAGCAGUGAAGAGAUAAGGCACAUCUAUGAAAACAGCGAGCUUACUAAGGAGGAAAUUCAAGACAGAAUUCGAAUUAUAGAGCUGUAUGCUAAAGACCGUCAGUUUGCAGAAUUUGUUAGGCAGCAUCAAAUGUGA
Messenger RNA from Struthio camelus australis, 4263 nucleotides. The record is from RefSeq and is a predicted model, not a curated record. NCBI's taxonomy places the organism in Eukaryota, Metazoa, Chordata, Aves, Struthioniformes, Struthionidae.